This is a messenger RNA of Cynara cardunculus var. scolymus (artichoke), 1718 nucleotides long. Its product is annotated as low-temperature-induced cysteine proteinase-like. The transcript has 5 exons. The record is from RefSeq and is a predicted model, not a curated record. Gene Ontology annotation, molecular function: cysteine-type endopeptidase activity. The coding region runs from base 66 to 1532 and encodes 488 amino acids. Lineage: Eukaryota; Viridiplantae; Streptophyta; Magnoliopsida; Asterales; Asteraceae. Gene Ontology annotation, cellular component: lysosome.
AGGGCAACCAUAUCAAGAAAAUUUUCAAGAUUUGCUUGUAGCAAGAAAGACAAGCUUUUGAUCAAAUGGGUAACUCAAAAACCCUACACACUCUUCUUUUCUCGAUCAUCCUUGUUUCAUCUCAAAUCGCAACGUUGAGUUUCCCGAUCGAGAUCUCAAUACUACACGAUCAAGAAACCGAGGCUUCAUCAGGAGAAGAGGUCUUGGAACUAUUCCAAAAAUGGAAAGAGAUACAUGGAAAAACGUACGAGCACGCACAAGAGGAGGAGAGCAGGUUAGUAAAUUUUCGGAGGAGUUUGAAAUAUGUGUUGGAGAAAAACUCAAAGCGGAAAUCGGAGAAGGAGCACAUGGUGGGAUUGAACAAGUUUGCUGAUUUGAGCAACGAAGAGUUCAAGGAAACUUAUUUAUCAAAAGUUAAGGGGUCGAAUUCGAAUAAAUUAAAGAUGAAGGGUGAUGGAAUAAAGAAGAAUACAACAGCAGGUGGGGAUUCCUGCGAUGCUCCUGCUUCUUUGGAUUGGAGGGAGAAAGGAGUCGUCACUCCAAUUAAAGACCAAGGACAGUGUGGAAGUUGUUGGGCCUUCUCUGUGGUUGGAGCCAUCGAGAGUGCACAUGCAUUGGACACCGGGGAACUCAUUAGGCUCUCCGAGCAGGAACUCGUUGACUGUGACAAUUACGACUACGGGUGUAACGGCGGAAACAUGGACACCGCCUUUCGAUGGGUUAUCAAAAAUGGAGGAAUUGAUACAGAAGCAGAUUACCCAUAUACCAGUGGAAAUGGUUAUGAUGGUAAAUGUAUCGUCUCAAAGGAGAACAAUAUAGUUGUAUCAAUUGAUAGCUACACAGAUGUGGAACCAAAUGAAAAUGCAUUGCUUUGCGCUGUGGCAAAGCAGCCUGUUACAGUUGGUAUAGUUGGCUCAGCUUAUGAUUUCCAACUAUACACUGGGGGUAUAUAUGACGGGGAAUGCUCGAGCAGCCCAUACGACAUAGACCAUGCGGUGCUUGUUGUUGGUUACGGUUCACAAGAUGGCGAAGACUACUGGAUUGUGAAGAACUCAUGGGGUACAUAUUGGGGCAUGGACGGAUGGAUUCUCAUGAAAAGAAAUACUAAUAUAAAAAACGGGGUGUGUGGGAUCAAUCUAGAACCGUCUUACCCACACAGUUCUGCCCCACCUCCACCGAGUCCUCCAUCACCGCCAUCUCCUCCACCUCCUCCGCCUUCUCCAUCGAGCAAAUGUGGGGACUCCUAUUAUUGUGCUGCAGGCCAGACAUGUUGUUGCAUCUUUGAGUUCUAUAACUACUGUUUAAUCUACGGUUGUUGUGGUUACUCUAAUGCUGUGUGCUGCAAAGGGUCUUCCUAUUGUUGUCCUAACGACUAUCCAAUCUGUGACAUAUAUGAUGGAUAUUGCUUUAAGAAAUCUGGAGAUAGUGUUGGAGUGGCUGCAAAGAAGCGAGAAAUGGCCAAGCGCAGGAUGCCAUGGGAGAAGAUUGAGGAGACACUGGUGGAAGAGGAUUUAGCUCUACGAUGGAAGUGAAACAAGUUUAAAGCAAUGGCAUAAGAAGACGGAAGUUUAUUUUGAAUUCCAUUCUUACCGAGUAACUUGUUGCAUUCGAUAUGUUUUGAUGUACUAAAAUCUUACGUAUCAAAAUAAAUUAUAACGUUGAAUCUUAUCUGUAAGCACUUACCGGAUAAGCAUUUAGAUAAACAGCCCUUUAGACUA